CCCUCCACUCACUUCACUUUUUUCUGUUGACCUCAGGUCAGGCAAGGGUACCCCCUGAACUUAAGCAUAUCACUAAGGGGAGGAAGAGAAACUAACAAGGAUUCCCUCAGUAACGGCGAGUGAAGCGGGAAGAGCUCAAGCAUUGGAAUCUCCACAAGCUUCUUGCUUGUGGCGAGUUGUAGUCUUUAUGGGAUGCGGGCCGUCGCAUGUCUUUGUGAUGGUGCACAGCUUUUGUUGUGCAUUGUUGUUUGGCGCAGCACCGAGUUUCCUUGGAAGAGGACACCGGAGAGGGUGAGAGUCCCGUUGGUGCUACAUUAUUUGCGCUGAUGUGCGGUGUGUGGUCCGUUUAUUCUGUUGAGUCGGGUUGUUUGGGAAUGCAGCCCAAAGCCGGGUGGUAAACUGCAUCCAAGGCUAAAUACUGGCACGAGACCGAUAGCGAACAAGUACCGUGAGGGAAAGAUGAAAAGCACUUUGAAAAGAGAGUUAAACAGUACGUGAAACCGUUGACAGAGAAUCGCUUGCAGCUAGCAGAGACUGGGCGCGCCUUGUGAUCAGGGCUUUUGGUGUGGUGCAUAACAGUGGUGCGGGGGGUGUAUUGUGUGUACUUGUUGCACAUAUGCGCCGCUGCGUUGCUGUUGUUGUGUGCUGCGCUGCCUGCACUCGCGGGGCGUGUCUGCCAGCAUGAGUUUUGUGUGUGAGAGACGGCGAUGCGAGGGCGCCCUUGUGCGUGGCGCAUCUGCUUUUUGUCUUUCUGUCGCACACGGGACUGAGGAAAUUAUCGAUGCGGUGGCUUUGUUAUGUGGUCUUUGGCAUGGGUGCUGUUUUCGGCAUUGUGUUGCGCAGACUCUUGUUUUGGGAUGGGAGACUCGUUCUCUUGUGCUGUUGACAGAGUGUGUGCGGGCGGUGUUGGGAAUGUUGCGCUUGCCGCUUGGCGCACACCACCGGGGAGAUGCUGGCGACAGGGCUGCAAACGGCCCGUCUUGAAACACGGACCAAGGAGUCUAACAUGUGCGCGAGUGUUUUAGCGAGCAUGAAGCUAG
Molecule: messenger RNA, 1040 nt
Organism: Salpingoeca rosetta
Lineage: Eukaryota; Choanoflagellata; Craspedida; Salpingoecidae
Exons: 1
Coding region: 682-984 (100 amino acids)
Source: RefSeq, a predicted model, not a curated record